GCCAGUGCCGGUCCGACCAAUCCGAGCGGCGGCUGUAAUGCGCCCAACGAAAACAAAUGCGUUUCAAAUUCAAACGGCUGCAGACCAGGAAGGAAGAAGUCCACCACAGACCCGAGCCACGGCGGGAAGAGUUAUGAGCGGCAAAGAGAACGCGUUGUCUCGUCUGCCGAUAAUGUCGGCAAAGCGUCCGGCAGCGGCAGCUUCCAGCAACACCAGCGGCAGCAGCAUGGAGAGCACGGGCCAACCAGCCCAGAAGAAGCAGCGCCGGGAGGCGGAGCCGGCGAGGCCCAAGGCGGCCCUCAGCACGGCGCCCGUCCGCCGCCCGCCCGCCGCCAGCGUCUCCCGGGCGCCGCGGGCCACGGGUGCUGCCACGGUGGCCGCCGCGCCGUCCAGAGGCGUCCUCAGGAAGACCGUGGCGUCGGUGGCGCCGAGGGGCGGGGCCAGGCCGGCGGCGGCGGCGUCCUCCUCUAACAAAGCAGGGGCAGGCGGGGCUGUGGCGGCGGCGGCGGGCGGGCGGCGGCCGGGCUGGGACAUGCGGGGGAAGGUGAGCGACAUGCAGGCCAAGCUGCAGUCGCUCCAGAGCCGCGACCGGACGGCGAAGGAGGAGACUCUGGAGCUCCGGGGCGCCGCGGCCUCCGCCCAGCAGAGGGCAGCGCAGCUGGGCGAGGAGCUGGAGGGCCAGAGGGGCCAGCUCUCUGCGUACCGGGGCGAGCUGGCGGAGGUCCGCGGGGAGCUGGAGCGCGAGGCGUCGGAGCGGCGAGGGCUGCAGCGGGAGCUGGGCGGCCUGCAGGAGGCGCACAAGGUGGUGCUGACGCUCCGCGACAGCCAGGAGCUGGAGCUGCAGGCCGGGAGGGCCAAGCUGCUCGCGCAGGGGUCCAGCCUGGAGCUGCUCCAGGCCAGCCUGCAGCAGCUCCAGGCCAGCCUGCAGCAGCGGGAGCAGGAGGUGCGGCUCCUGCAGGAUACGGUGGGCCAGCAGAAGGACGCGCUGCACGCCGGCGAGAUGGAGCGACGGCAGCUGCACAACACGCUGCAGGAGCUGAAGGGGAACAUCAGGGUCUUCUGCAGGGUGCGCCCCCUGGUCGGCGGAGGCCCCAGCCCCCACAUCCUGCUGCCCCCCGACGACCACAAGGCCCUGGUCCUGGCCAGGUCCGAGGAGUCUCACGUGGGCCGGACGGGGGACACCCAGAAGACCUACAACUUCAGCUUCGACCGCGUGUUCGGCCCCAGUGCCAGCCAGCAGGAGGUGUUUGAGGAGAUCUCCCUGCUGGUGCAGUCUGCGCUGGACGGCUACAACGUCUGCUGCUUCGCCUACGGCCAGACGGGCAGCGGCAAGACCUUCACCAUGGAGGGGGGGGACUCUGACGCGGCGGUGGGCGUCAUCCCCCGCGCCGUGCAGCAGGUGUUCCUGGCGGCGCACAAGCUCGGCGCCCAGGGGUGGGAGUUCUCCUUCACGGCGAGCUUCGUGGAGGUCUACAACGAGAGCCUGCGGGACCUGCUGUACACCGGCAAGGGCGGCAAGCGGCCCGAGCACGAGAUCCGCAAGUCGGCCGCCAACGAGAUCAGCGUCACCAACCUCACCUACCAGAAGGUCGCCACCGAGGGACAGGUGCAGAACCUCAUCGCCAUAGCCAACCAGAACCGCUCCACGGCACAGACCACCCUGAACGACCGCUCCUCGCGCUCCCACUCGGUGUUCCAGCUGGACAUCCAGGGAGAGAACGCCGGCCGCGACGUCCGCUGCAAAUCCACCCUGUGCCUGGUGGACCUGGCGGGCAGCGAGCGCGUGCUGAAGAGCCAGGCCCAGGGCGAGCGCUUCAAGGAGAUGACGGCCAUCAACGGCUCCCUCUCCAACCUGGGCCUCGUCAUCACCGCCCUGGCCAACAAGGAGAGCCACAUCCCAUACAGGAACUCGAAGCUCACCUACCUGCUGCAGAGCUGCCUGGGAGGGAAUAGCAAGACCCUGAUGUUCGUCAACAUUGCGCCGGAGCCAGACAGCUUCGGCGAGUCCCUGAACUCCCUGCGCUUCGCCAGCAAGGUGAACGACUGCUUUGUUGGAACAGCAUCCGCCAACAAGAAAUAAGCUGUUCUUUUUGAAAAACCUUUUUGUUGCAUAUUUUAACAUGUGAUUUUUCUAAUAAACAUUAUUUUAGUAGCGCUGUGUUGUUGCAUUGUGCUUACACUGUAUUAAACCCUGUUUUAGCGAUGUAACGCAGUAGUGAGUAUAGCACAAUAUGAAGAAUCUGUACCCAAUGCGUGAUCAGUUUGUUUAUCCAAAUGUCCUAAAGAGCAUAAGGAUUAUAGACCUAACAAUAUCUUGUUAGUUUAACCAAAGAGAAACUUGACCCCUGUCAGUUUGCUUAUAAACAGGGCUGCGGCACAGAGGAUGCGGUCGCCACACUGGUCCACCUGAUUACAAAACAUCUAGAUCAGUCUAGGGACAACUAUGCAAGGGUGUUGUUCUUGGACUUUUCUUCAGCCUUCAACACGAUAGUCUGAUAUAUUGGUGUCAAAGAUGGUCCAGUUAGAACUGAAUCCAUAUUUGAUUCACUGGUAUGCAUGUUUCUUAACCAACAGAGUACAGAGAGUAAAGGCGAACAGAACCCUAUCCAUGUUGGACAACCACUUCAGGAGCUCUAUACUUCCACGUAUGACAACAGCAUGCUGAGGUUGGCAAAAAACAUCACCUCAAACACUAGUCAUGUUUUGUAUAGUGAAUACAGGUUAUUGCCCUCAGGAAGGGGAUACGAGGUACCUCUUUUCAAGAAGGUUAGACUAAAGUAUUUUGUCCAUCAAUCGACUUUGAUGCUAAACCGGAGAUAGGCGAAGUGGUGGACAAUGUGCUCUCGACUAUCUGUACCCAUGUAUGUACAUUUGUUGUGUUUCAAUGUGUCAUGUCAAUGUGUGUAAUUCAUGUUUUCUGUUUUUACAUGCAACGGCUGAUGGGUCGCAAAGCAAAUUUCAGCACUGCUGACGAAUAGAGUUCAUAUAUCAUAUCCAUCUCACUAUAAUAACUUUAUAAUGUGUAUUUCUGGUUGAGACCAAAGUAAAGGACUAGCUUGUAAAGAGAAAAGUGAGUUGGUAGUGUCCAACGUCCUUCGGUCUAAAUGUCUGAUGGUCUUUUAUUAAACAGAAUCAAGUCACUGA
Molecule: messenger RNA, 3144 nt
Organism: Gadus morhua (Atlantic cod)
Lineage: Eukaryota; Metazoa; Chordata; Actinopteri; Gadiformes; Gadidae
Gene: kifc1
Product: kinesin family member C1
Exons: 12
Coding region: 38-2080 (680 amino acids)
Biological process (GO): microtubule-based movement
Molecular function (GO): ATP binding; microtubule motor activity; microtubule binding
Source: RefSeq, a predicted model, not a curated record